This is a messenger RNA of Engraulis encrasicolus (European anchovy), 3411 nucleotides long. It is a transcript of the gene tgfbrap1, whose product is annotated as transforming growth factor, beta receptor associated protein 1. NCBI's taxonomy places the organism in Eukaryota, Metazoa, Chordata, Actinopteri, Clupeiformes, Engraulidae. The record is from RefSeq and is a predicted model, not a curated record. Gene Ontology annotation, cellular component: membrane; cytoplasm. The coding region runs from base 249 to 3020 and encodes 923 amino acids. The transcript has 14 exons. Gene Ontology annotation, biological process: autophagy; vesicle-mediated transport; intracellular protein transport.
GCAAGUGAGGGGAGAGUGGAGGAGUGUGAAAGCGGGGAGAGGCCGUGAAAAGCCGCCGUAUCCCAAAACAUUACCAAUGGUUUCUUGGGUGUGGUAUGCCAUGGUCAAUUUAACGAUUUCACCUGUCGCCCCGCUUGACAUAUCGCAGGAUUUACCUUGAAGAUGUGGCCAGAAACAUUGUCGCGCCCAGACAGCUAACCUGACCAGACGUCAACCACAACAGAGCCGUGUGCACGAGCUGAGGCACCAUGAGCGUGAAGGCGUUCGAGCUGGUGCCGGUGGUGGAGCGCGAGCUACUGACGGGCGGCGGCGGAGGCGUCAACGUCACGGUGGAGUGCCUGGAGUGCUGCGGCAAGCACCUAUACGCCGGCACCAGCGACGGCCUCAUCCACCACUUCCUGCUGGAGGAGACGGCCGACGCCCGCGGCCGCCCCGCCUACCUGGCGCAGAAGAUGCAGCAGCGGCACUUGGGCACCAAGCGGGGCUCGGUGGCCGAACUCCGGGCCGCCUCGGCACUGGAGCGCCUCAUCGUGCUGUCCACCGGCGACGCGUCCGUCUACCUCCACGACAUGAUGUCGCUCGAGCCUGUGCCGGCGCCGCCAUCGGGGACGAGCGGGGGCGGCGGCGCCGCCAAGAUCAAGGGCGUGCUGUCGUUCUGCGUGAACGAGAACCCGGUGGGCGCCGACCCGUUCUGCGUGGAGCUGGGCGUGAUCUGCGCGCGGCGGCGGGCCGUGCAGAUCUACACGCUGCAGGAGGACCGCGUGCAGCUGGUGAGGGAGCUGGCCACGCCGCAGCAGCCGUGCGUCAUCUGCCUGGACGGCUACUUCCUGUGCCUGGCGCUGGCCUCGCAGUACGUCAUCCUCAACUACAGCACGGGCGCCUCGCAGGACUUGUUUCCGUUCGACAGCGAGGAGCGGAAGCCCAUCGUGAAGAGGAUCGGCCGGGAGGAGUUCCUGCUGGCGGCUCCCGGGGGACUAGGUAUGUUUGCCAACGCGGAGGGGAUCUCCCAGCGUGCACCUGUGAACUGGUCGGAGCAUGUGAUUGGCGCGGCCGUGUGUUUCCCAUACGUGGUGGCACUGGACGAGGGCUUUGUGACCGUGCACAGCAUGUUGGACCAGCAGCUCAAGCAGACGCUCUCCUUCAGAGACGGCCACAUACUGCAGGACUUCGAAGGCAAGCUAGUGUUGGCAUCAACAAAGGCAGUGUACAUGUUGGUGCCACUUCCGCUGGAGAGACAGAUCCAGGACCUACUGGCUGGAAACAGAGUAGAGGAGGCUCUUACACUGACGGAGGGGGCCCGGAGAAACAUACCCAAAGACAGAUUCCAGGUUUUGCACAAAAGAAUUCUACAGCAAGCGGGAUUCAUCCACUUUGGACAGCUUCAGUUUUUAGAAGCGAAAGAACAUUUUAGGAAAGGUCAGCUGGACGUGCGGGAGCUGAUCUCUCUGUACCCGCUGCUGCUGCCCGCCACCUCCUCCUUCACGCGUUGCCACCCGCCACUGCACCCCUUCGCCGACCUCAACCAGCUGACGCAGGGCGACCAGGACAGGGCCCAGCGCUGCAAACGCUUCCUCAUCAGCUACCUGCACGAGGUGCGCUCCUGCGAGGCGGGCAGCUGUGACGGCGAGGGCGGUGCCAAUGGCUUCCGGGAGGAGGUGGACACGGCGCUGCUGAAGCUGUACGCGGAGGCCGACCACGAGAGCCUGCUGGACCUGCUGGCCUCAGACAACGCCUGCCUGCUGGCCGACAGCGCCCCCUGGCUGGAGAAGCACCACAAAUAUUUUGCACUUGGACUUCUAUACCACUAUAAUGGGCAGGACGCCUCAGCUGUACAGAUGUGGGUGAAGGUGGUGGACGGUGUACUGCAGGACUCCACGCGGUCGGACCUGUUUGAGUAUGUGGUGGACUUCCUCAGCUUUUGCCCCAACCUGGAGCUGGUCUGGAAACACGCAGAGUGGGCCCUCAACAAGGACCAGGAGGUAGGAGUGCAGAUCUUCACCAAGAGGCCAGUAGGUGGCGCCCAAGGCAGCAGCAUCAGCACUAGCAACAGCACUGGCCGCCUGAACCCCGAGGACGUGGUCACGUACCUGCAGAAGCACAGCCGAGCCCUGCUCCUCUACCUGGAGCACCUGGUGCUGGAGCAGCAAGUACAGAAGGAGCGUUUCCAUACUCACCUGGCGCUGCUGUAUGUGGAGAGGGUGCUGGGGCUGCUAUCCCAGCCGGUCUGCCCAGAGGACGAGGCCCUCAGCCAGGCACGCAGCAAGCUCCAGAGGCUACUCAAGGAGUCCAGUCUGUACCGCGUCCAACUGAUUAUGGGUAAAGUGGAGGGCUUGGAGACGUUACUGGAGGAGCGCGCCAUCCUGCACGGGCGCCUGGGGGAGCACGAGCGGGCGCUGCACAUCCUGGUGCACCAGCUGCGGAACCGGCGGGCAGCCGAGGACUACUGCACCUGGGCCACCGCCGAACCCUCCACCUGCACUACCGACUCCAUCCACCAGGAUCCCUCGUCCUCGUCAGCGUCUCCACGCCUGUUCCACCUGCUUCUGGCUACCUACCUGGAUCCGGAGGUGCCGGGGGGCGUGGACAACAUGGCCGCCGUGGACCUCCUGAACCGCCAUGGCCACAUGUUCGACGCGGCCCAGGUGCUGGACGUGGUGCCCGAGGCCUGGUCCCUGCAGCUGCUCCGCCCAUUCCUGACCACCGCCGUCCGCAAGAGCGCCCACGACCAACGCACAGCACAGCUGGCACUAGGGCUGGCGCGCUCGGAGAACAUGCAACUACUGCACGACAGACUGAAGUUCCGCGGGGGGCCGGUGCUGGUGUCGGACAAGAAGGGCUGCCACCUGUGCCACAACACCUUCAGCGAGCCCGACUGCGUCUGCCUGCCCGGCGGCCGACCCGUCCACACACACUGUGCCACCCAGCGCCUGCUGCAGACCCAGCCGCAGAAACGACAGCAACAGCAGUCCAGAGACUCGCCAACCCAGAGACGCCUCGAGAAUGGCAGCAACCCCACAUGAGAACCACAAAAAAAAAACAAAUGCACACACACACACAAACUAAGAUAUGGCUGCCGCCGGGGUCAAGUGAACAACAGCACACCCCACAUGCAAGCUGCAAAAACACAGAAACUAUCAAAUCGAACAAGCAAAGCUUGCAAAGCUAACAAAGCUAGCAAACAGACAAACAAACAUGGCUGCUGCCAGAGUCACGUCACGUGUUGUGUUAUGUUAUGUUAUGUUGUGUUGCGUGUGUGAAUGAAUUUGAAAGAAAGAAAAAGGAAAAACCUGGAGUGGUGGGGGGAGAGGGUGGAAUGUGUAGUACAGUAUGGGCUGACUGGACAAUUGCGGUGUGGACUGCAGGCUGGAUGAAGUUUGAUGAUGGGGGUGGUGGGUGGAGGUUCCCCUCAUA